AUGGACAGGGCAGUCGUUGGACACAGAGAGCCGCUGCCUGAUGAUAGCAAAGACAAUAUCACCAUCUUCACCCGAAUCUUAGACAGGCUGCUGGAUGGAUAUGACAACAGGCUACGUCCUGGGCUGGGAGAGAGUGUGACAGAAGUGAGGACAAACAUCUAUGUGACGAGUUUCGGGCCGGUGUCAGACACAGACAUGGAGUACACCAUCGACGUCUUCUUCCGGCAGAGCUGGAGGGACGAGAGGCUGAAGUUUGACGGGCCCAUGCAGGUUUUACCCCUCAACAACCUCCUGGCGAGUAAGAUCUGGACUCCCGAUACGUUUUUCCACAACGGAAAGAAAUCCGUGGCCCACAACAUGACGACUCCGAACAAACUGCUACGACUAGUCGACAACGGCACGCUUCUCUACACGAUGAGGUUGACCAUUCAUGCCGAGUGCCCCAUGCACCUGGAGGAUUUCCCAAUGGAUGCACACGCCUGUCCUCUGAAGUUUGGAAGUUAUGCUUACACCAACAACGAGGUGAUCUACCUGUGGACCCAGGGGGACGAGAGGUCCGUCGCCGUGGCGGAGGACGGUUCCAGACUGAACCAGUACGACUUACUGGGACACGUUAUUGGCAAAGAAACCAUCAGUUCCAGCACAGGAGAAUAUGUAGUGAUGACAACAUAUUUCCAUUUGAAAAGGAAAAUUGGCUAUUUUGUGAUUCAAACCUACCUUCCGUGCAUCAUGACUGUCAUACUGUCUCAGGUCUCCUUCUGGCUAAACAGGGAAUCGGUUCCUGCGCGCACCGUGUUUGGGGUCACCACUGUCCUAACCAUGACCACCCUGAGCAUCAGUGCUAGAAACUCCCUUCCUAAGGUGGCCUAUGCCACCGCCAUGGACUGGUUCAUGGCUGUGUGCUAUGCCUUUGUCUUCUCUGCCUUGAUUGAGUUUGCCACUGUCAACUACUUCACCAAGCGCAGCUGGGCAUGGGAUGGGAAAAAAGAGGGCAUGGAAAUAAGGGAACCGUUUCAGGCUAACAUGGCCAGGAUUAAAGAUAUGAGAAGAGAAUCCGCGACUUUGUCCAAAAAGGCAAACAACACCUUCAACAUUGUCGGAACCACGUAUGCCAUCAACGUGGCCAAAGACCAAGGCUUGACGACCAUUUCCAAGAGCGCCACCGGAGCGUCGGUCAAACACCCCUACCUGCAUAAAAUGGAUGACCCCUACACAGAGGCCAAGAAGUCCUACAACCGCGUCAGCAAAGUGGACAAGAUAUCGCGCAUCAUUUUCCCAGUUCUGUUCUUCAUCUUCAACUUAGGCUACUGGGCCACGUAUGUCAACAGAAAGCCCGCGAUCAUGAAGGCCAACAAUCUAAACUGA
Stegastes partitus (bicolor damselfish) is the source of this 1365-nucleotide messenger RNA. RefSeq names its product gamma-aminobutyric acid type A receptor subunit alpha3 (gene gabra3). Gene Ontology annotation, molecular function: extracellular ligand-gated monoatomic ion channel activity; GABA-A receptor activity. Gene Ontology annotation, biological process: monoatomic ion transmembrane transport. Gene Ontology annotation, cellular component: membrane. The record is from RefSeq and is a predicted model, not a curated record. NCBI's taxonomy places the organism in Eukaryota, Metazoa, Chordata, Actinopteri, Pomacentridae. The transcript has 10 exons. The coding region runs from base 1 to 1365 and encodes 454 amino acids.